This is a messenger RNA of Patella vulgata (common limpet), 4931 nucleotides long. RefSeq lists its product as uncharacterized. The record is from RefSeq and is a predicted model, not a curated record. Bases 196 to 2802 code for a protein of 868 amino acids. Lineage: Eukaryota; Metazoa; Mollusca; Gastropoda; Patellidae. The transcript is spliced from 15 exons.
GUUGUGCGCACGCGUGCGGAAAACUUUAGAAGGAGUUAGUGUAAGGUGCUCGUUCUUUCGCCCGUGUCGGGCUAAAAAAUACUGUUACAUAACAGCUUAAACCAAUCAGAUGCAAUGAAUCACACGUAUUGAUAAGAACUGUCAUGGCCGUUUAGUGGAAGUUGACACAAACAAUCUUUUCAUGUUGAAAGCGACAUGGAUCCGAUGUUUCACAUUGAUCUGGAUCCAGAUUUAAUCGAUCAAUGUGAAGAAAUCCGAGCAAUCGCUUCAAAGAAAUGGACAAAUGCAAGCAGUGUGUCGCUGGCUAAAUUAGAUCAAAUUAAAACUAAAGUCUAUAAUAUAGGUUUGAGUGAUACUAAAGCUAUAAAAGCACAUCCAAUUACCAAUCUAAAUAGCCACAGAAUUAACACCAUUGAUCUUAAUGAACUGAAAACAGAACCACCAUUAUCAACUGUAUCCUAUCAAAAAACAGCAUGGGGAAGUAACUCAUCAAUACCAGAAUUACUAAGACAACAGGCCCUGAGAUCUAGGCCUGUUAGUGCUAAUGUGCCUUCUCGAACACGACCAUGGAGUGGUAAAAAGUCUCGUCCCAAGAGUGCUGUUAAUCUGAAACCCCCUCUUCCAUCAGGCCGACCAGAAGUUGAUAUUAAAGUAAAAGGAUCAAAGUUUGAUCCAGAAACAAGAAAACAGAUAUUGCCUGUUGUAUCGGUAGAAGGAUGGACAGAGUCAUCUAGUAAUGAUGGUACAGUCCCACCCCAUGAUGACAGUGAUCAACAUGAUGAUAAAGACAGUCCAAAUGGUCUUUCCGAUGACGAGGAACCAAAUGAUGACAUAAAGAAGACAAACACUAAACAGUCACCGCCAUUGUUACUAAGGAGGCCAACCCCAGAAGCUUUACAUCUGCAAUUACCUACUGUUGAUAAUGAUGAUGAUGAUGACGAUGAGGAUGAACUUGAUACCGAUAGGUUACUUGAAAGGGCUGCAAUCAAUUCCCACAGAAACAGUUCAUUAACUCUUCAGUUUCUGCAAGGAUCUUUGGAAUCUUUACAUUCUCUAGCAACCACUGAAGAUCCAAAGAAUUUUUCAGAUCUUGAUGAAUUGAGAGCCAAUCUAAGAUCAGAAGUGAUUGAAAAGGUUGUCUGUGAAGAUGGAGAAGGUGGAUUAUCAGGAAUAUCCAGUCACACUGACGAUAAUAAUUCCAAUAUGGAACCAGCGAGAAGUCCUAGUGUAUUAAUACGAGAAGACAGAAAUAUGAUUUUUGACAUAUCACCGAGGCUAACAGAUAAUAAUUCCAGACCGGUUUCUGCCUCCAGAAAACGACCAGACUAUAAACAUGUCCAAAGUCGAAUCAAUUCGGGAAUAGAUAAAUCCCUCCUUCAUUCAAGGAAGUCCUGUCUUAAACAGACAUCUAAUGAAAGUCUUGAAAGCUCAGAUCCUCUACCGAUAUCUGUAUCCAAAAUUUCAUGUAAUCCUUCAAAGACAGUUUCCAUGGUUACAAAAGAAAGUAGUGCAAAAGAAAUGCCUUUCACUCAAAACAAAGAUGGAGAAAAAAGAAGUUCUGCCCUUCAAAGAUCUCGACCAAGAUCUGCUCUGAGAAGCAAGCCACAAAGUGACUUGUCACCGAGUAGGCUUAUUCAGGAGCAGAAACCGGUUGCUGUAGUUACCGUGGACUAUGGUGAAGAAAGAACAAGUACGAUUAACAAUAGUAGCAAAACCGUCGCAUCCGAAUUAUUAUCGGGAAAAGAAAGUUCACCAAGUGUUCUUCUAAAUACCCCAGAGAACAAAAUGAGAGUUCGACCAACGUCAGCCAAAAGUGUUAAUUAUUAUGAGCAGGCAGUGAAACAGAAAGAAGACAUCAAUAUGGUUUACAAGACAACAAAAACUUUUGAGUUUGGUCCAGACGGGCCGAAAGAAGCCAGUAUUCGUUCGGCUAUUGAUGGUCAACUGUUGAAACCUACAGAACCAUUAGCUGUAUCUGAUGAACAGUUAAAGAGAUCACGACAGUCUCGUCCACCAAGUGUUCGGAGACCUGUGAAGCCAAAACCCUCGUCACCACAAGUAGAAGUAGAAACACCAUCAACAGAAGAUCUUCUUCAAUCAUUGACAACUCAUAUACAAGUCAGCAUUAAAACACCAAGUUCUAUAAGAGAUAAAACACAGGCAACACCUAUCACAUCUACAGCUGUUAGUAAAGUCAAAAAUACCAGUCCAAAAGUUGCCUUCUUUAAAACAACAAGUUCCACAACUAAACCAACUACAGUAAAAUUAGAAAAUGAGAUUUCUAAUGUUCCAGUGUCAAAACCUGCUCAGACGACUAAGACGUCAGUGCCAUUGUUAUAUAGUAGAAGUAUUUCCGCCAAACAAGAGAAGACACCACCUAUAUUAACUGAUGUUAAUUAUAUCACAUCUAGAAAUCGUAAAGAGGAUGUAAUAACUGAGGAAAGAAGUGCUUGUCAAGAUUUAACUGAUAGACUGGCUCAAAGUGGAGUAAAUGUUGCUCCUGAAACAUUAGAAAGAGCUCUGUAUCCGCCCAAUGGUAGAACAUUAUAUUAUGAUGUACCAGGAUAUUUACCACAGUCAUCUAGUACCAAUUUGUUGAGUCAUCCUAAAGUUUGGAUCCCAGAACAAUACAAAAGAUUUAAAGAAGCAGAAAAACAAUUAGAGAGAGCAGAACAUAUAAUGUGGCUUCAGAAGAAACAGGAAGAACGUGAUCAGAAAGCUGCCAGUGGUAAACCGGUGUCUGCUAAAAAACGCAAGAAAAGGGGUAAAAAACUGUUUAAAAGGAGUCAGACAUUUAGUUAGAAAUUAUUUAUUUAAUUUAGUGUACGAUAAAGUCAGUUAGUUAAAAUAACAAUCUGGUUAAAAUACAGAUCCAAAUUUUGUUUUUUUUGGUUUUUUUAUACUUUUGAUGGCGCCUGCACUACAUGGUGAUCUGACCAGUUGUACUGGAAGGUCGCAUCAGAGGUCGUACAAGUGACUUUUGACCCUAUGACGUCAGUCAUUUGAUUAACAAAUCAGCGUUGACGAUUCUAGUGGGUUACCCACAAUUCCGUGCACCUCACUACAAAAACUUGCCGUAACAGACCGUUUCAUUGGCUAAUCCCUCACAUCAUCAAGAAGGCGGGUUAUAUAACAACUCUUCUAGACCGUAGUGUAGUAAAGACAAGUAAAACUAUGUUUUGAACUAUAAAAAAAUGAAACGAAAUAGGAUCUGUGUUUUAAUCAUAUUGUUAAAAUACCUGCUGAUGAGAAGUUUAUAUGCUAUAUGUAGUGCUAUAUGAAAUUUUAGUAACAGGGGCGGAUCCAGAGGGGGGGUUUGGGGGGUCCAAACCCCACCCUGCUCAGCUACAUAAAAUAAAAUGAAUGCCUUGCAUCAAUGAAAUUAAAUCACAACGUGUCCCGUCAUCAUUACAAAAAUGAUUUCUCUCUUUAAAAAGCUCAAUUUGUAUGUAUGCCUAUGUAAUUUAGAGACGAUGAUGACGGAUUUCUUUAACAGGAACCUGGCAAACCCCCUCCUGCAAAAAUUCCUGGAUCCGCCCCUGAGUAACAAUGUUACAUAUUAUCAUCAAAGAUUCAUUAUGUAAGAUUUAGAUAGAGCUGACCCUUCUUGCUAUAAUAGUUCCAAAAUAGAUAAUGAAUUAUAGAUAUGUUCGGUCAAAUUACAUUACUCGUAGCUAAGUUAUGAAUGUUUGAAGUUUUGACUAAUCACAUAAAUGGUCUUGAUUGUCAAGUACCUACAAUAAUAAACAAAAUCUUGAUUUUCCAUUUUAACUUUUAACGAAGAUAUGUCUGACAUUGUCUAAUCCAUUCAAUAUCUUGGUCAUCUGAUGAUCUAGAGAGUUGAUUAUGGUCUGGAUAAAUUAAUUAAUGUCUAAAUAAUAAUUUAUAUAGCAUUUGAAGUCACAAAAAAAGACCUGCAAUAGGCAGAUUUAGCUCUUACAAAUGCGUCAAUAAAGCUGAACUCCGAUUACAAAACUAUGGAAAUAAUUAAACAGUCCUCUACUUGUUUUCAAUUUGUAGAACAAACAUGGCGACUGAUGAAGGGUAUAAGAAGAUGGGCAAACCAUGCCCACAUCCAGUAUUUGCCUUGUUAAGGACAGUGUGCACAUCCGGCUUGCUAUAUUUCAACUACCACACACUCGACUGGUUGAGGGGUAUUUUUUUUUCACUAUCAGCUUAUUGAAAAUAUAGUUUUGUAAUCUGAGUUCAGCUUUAAGAUACCUGCUGAUGAAGUUUGUGCCAUAAAUAUUUUAUUUCAGUAAUAAUGCUACAUAUCAUUUUAUUAAUCUAUAAAGUGUCUGAACAUAAUAACACAAAAUACAAUUUUAUGGCUACACAAUUACUGAGUUUUAUGGGGGAUCCCGGUGGCUAAGUGGGUAAGGCGCUGGCUCGCUAGCCUGGAGGUCGGGUGUUCGAUCCCUGCAUUGGCCGAGAAAGUUCAUCCAGAUUUUCCAGCUUGAUUCCCCCUUGUCAGUGAUGCAGGAAGGAGGGCCUGACAAGGACAGCUGUCUAGUCUUCAUUUUGGGAUGAAAACCGAAGUCCUGUGUAUACAUUGGCAUGCACGUAGUGCCGCUGUCCGGGCAAAAUUUCCCUCAUUAGCCCAGUUCGGAGCAAAACAGUAGGACGUUAAACCCCAUUUCAUUUCAUUUCAUUUCAGUGAGUUUAAUACUAAGGGACCUAUCCAUAAAAUUGUACCUUGUGUUAAUAUGUUCAAUUACUAAAUGCCAAUCAAUGGUUGUGAGUUUUGGCAUAGUAAUUGAUAUUUUUAUUCAGCUUUAUAUUUUGUAGAAAAAAGUAUAAUUUUUAAACCUGCAGAUUUAUAUUUACGCAUGAUAUGAUUUUUAUGAAUGAGUUUUUUUAUGCUCAGAAGAUACGUUUGGUAAGAUUUAUAAUGUUUUAUUGUUGAGAAAUAUUAUAUUUUACAAAUUUAU